GACCGUCCGAAAGAGGCGUCCCAGCCUCCCGGCUCUAGCCUGAGGCUCGGCGCUAAGACCCAGCAGGAGCUCCAGGGGGGUGGGCUGGGCUGGGCUGGAGCCCGACGGUCGCCGGCUGCUCCGUAAGCCUCCGGGCGCGGCGCGGGCAUGGCUCGCGCGGCGUGGGGGCUGCUGUGGCUGCUGCUGGGCAGCGCCGGGGCCCAGUACGAGAAAUACAGCUUCCGAGGAUUCCCUCCGGAGGAUCUGAUGCCACUAGCCACGGCCUACGGCCACGCUCUGGAGCAGUACGAAGGCGAGAGCUGGCGCGAGAGCGCGCGCUACCUGGAGGCGGCGCUGCGGCUGCACCGGCUCCUGCGCGACAGCGAGGCCUUCUGCCACGCCAACUGCAGUGGCCCCGCCACCUCGCAGCCUCGGCCCGCAACCGGCCCGGAUGGCGACCACGGCGGCGAUGGCGAGGACUGGGCGCGCGAGCUGCGGCUCUUCGGCCACGUCCUGGAGCGCGCCGCCUGUCUGCGGCGCUGCAAGCGGACGCUGCCCGCCUUCCAAGUCCCCUACCCGCCGCGGCAGUUGCUGCGCGACUUCCAGAGCCGCCUGCCCUAUCAGUACCUGCACUACGCGCACUUCAAGGCGAACCGACUGGAGAAGGCGGUGGCUGCCGCCUACACCUUCCUCCAGAGGAACCCCAAACACGAGCUGACCGCCAAGUAUCUAAGCUACUACAGGGGGAUGCUGGAUAUUGGAGAUGAGUCCCUCACCGACCUGGAGGCCCAGCCCUACGAGGCUGUGUUCCUCCGGGCUGUGAAGCUCUACAACAGCGGGGACUUUCGCAGCAGCACAGAAGACAUGGAGCGGGCCCUGGCUGAAUAUAUGACGGUCUUUGCUCGGUGUCUAGCUGGCUGCGAGGGGUCCCACGAGCAGGUAGACUUCAAGGACUUCUACCCAGCCAUAGCAGAUCUCUUCGCAGAAUCCCUGCAGUGCAAGGUGGACUGUGAAGCCAAUCUCACCCCCAACGUAGGUGGCUUCUUUGUGGACAAGUUCGUGGCCACCAUGUAUCACUACCUGCAGUUUGCCUACUACAAACUGAAUGAUGUGCGCCAGGCUGCCCGCAGUGCUGCUAGCUACAUGCUCUUUGACCCCACGGACAGUGUUAUGCAGCAGAACCUGGUAUAUUACCGCUUCCACCGGGCUCGCUGGGGCCUUGAAGACGAGGACUUUCAACCCCGUGAGGAAGCUAUGCUCUACCACAACCAGACCUCUGAGCUCCGGGAGUUGCUAGACUUCACACACAUGUACCUUCAGUCAGACGAUGAGAUGGAACUGGAAGAGACAGAAUCGCUCCCGGAGCCUGAAGAACCUCUAUCUGAUGCUGAGUUCGAAGGCGAGGGCGACUAUGAGGAAGGUCUCUAUGCUGACUGGUGGCAGGAGCCAGAUGCCAAGGGUGAUGAGGCUGAGGCCGAGCCAGAGCCUGAACUGGCAUAAGGCGGUGACAUGGUGCACUCUUCAAGCUCAGGACACCUGGCUGGGGACAAGAACUAUUUAUUAAAACUUAAAAUAGCCGGGUGUGGUGGCACACACCCUUAACCCUGGCACCACCCGGGGGGGGGGGUGAGGCAGAAGCAGGCAGAUCUCUGGGCCAGCCCGGCCUACACAGUGAGAUCCUGGCCAGGCCAGGCUACAUAGUUAGUGAGAUCUUGUUUCAAAACAAAAACAAUUGAGUGUGGGAUCACAUGCCUUUAAUUGCAGCAGCUGGGAUGCAGGGGCAGGUGGAUCUCUGUGAGUUCCAGGCUAGCCUGACGUAGUGAGUUCUAGGCCAGUAGAGGCUCUGUUGUAAGACCCUGUCUCAAAAUAAAUCAAAAGGAAAAA
Molecule: messenger RNA, 1863 nt
Organism: Mus pahari (shrew mouse)
Lineage: Eukaryota; Metazoa; Chordata; Mammalia; Rodentia; Muridae
Gene: P3h4
Product: prolyl 3-hydroxylase family member 4 (non-enzymatic)
Exons: 8
Coding region: 148-1479 (443 amino acids)
Biological process (GO): collagen fibril organization; peptidyl-lysine hydroxylation
Cellular component (GO): endoplasmic reticulum
Molecular function (GO): protein binding; collagen binding
Source: RefSeq, a predicted model, not a curated record